Molecule: messenger RNA, 2994 nt
Organism: Saprolegnia diclina VS20
Lineage: Eukaryota; Oomycota; Saprolegniomycetes; Saprolegniales; Saprolegniaceae
Exons: 9
Coding region: 32-2941 (969 amino acids)
Molecular function (GO): Notch binding
Source: RefSeq, a predicted model, not a curated record
UUGGGCAGUCGACGAGAAGACGCGGGCCAGGAUGAAGACGUGGACGACAAUGCUGCUAGCCUGCGUUGCCGUCGUCCUGGCGCAGAAGAAGAGGACAUGCCCCGGCGGCGAGAACCCAUGCAGCCUCCACGGCUCUUGCAUGAUCAGCCGCAUGGGCGAAUACGUCUGCAACUGCCAAUGGGGCUAUACGGGCGCCGACUGCAGCCAAAAGAUGUGUCCGCACGGCGUCGACCCGGCGACGAGCGCGACCAAGCAAGAGAAGAAGGUCCGGCUGCAAGUCCGUGGCCCGAACGAGGACACGUUGGCUGCCGCGGGCCGGCUCUUCCUCACGUUCCACGGGCACACGGUCGAGAUGGAGGUCGAUACAGCCGUCUCGAGCGAGCGCUGCACCAAGGUUUUUCAGCGCUUCCACAACCUCGGCGCCGUCAGCUGCGUGCGGUCACCGACACUCGCUGCCUCGGACGUCCUCUUGCAGCUCGACAUAACGCUGCAUUCGUUCCCGAUCUACCCAAUCAUGAACAACCUGUACUUUCAUGACGGCAAUCCGCCGGCCACCGACUUUGGCUGCGAGACCGGCGGUGUCAAAGCCCUUGCGUGUGCUUUUACAAGCCUCGCCGAUGCCAACGUCAAAGGCUACGUGCCGUGUGCCAACCACGGCAAGUGCAAUGCCCGGUCCGGUCUCUGUGCGUGCGAAUCGGGCUUUUACGGUGUCCACUGCGGGCACAACGAAGAUGCGGCCGAUAUGCUGCUGGGUUUGGCGCCCGGUCCAUUCUUUUCCGGUAAUUUGCUCAAAUUAUCCGCAUCAAGAAGCCCGGAUGCCGCGUUCAACUUGAUCCACGUGGAUGUGGCGGGCGCGCCGAUCUUUACGAUGGACGGGCGCGGCGACACGACGCUGCACCAAGGCUCCUUGGUGGUCGAGGCCCUCCGUGCGUCUCGGAUCGAGGUGCACGGCGACGUGAGUGUGCACCGCGCCAAUUUCCACGUACAGGACGGCCACGUCCGUCUUCAGAAAACCCUACGUGGGGACGGCGGCGCGUCACCCGUCCUCGCCAUCGACGCCAGAAUGGAAGCCGAGACGUGCGUCAUCGACGAGAUCGGUCCGCUCUUCCGCGUCGCCCUCAACGACGCCUCGCUCCUCUCGCUGGACGCCAUCGGACGCCUUGAGACUAAGGCGGUCAAUGUUCACGAGACACUCCGAGUGGCCAAGGACACGGCGCUCGACGGCCACGUCGCGAUAGGCGGUGCAGCGACCAUCCGCGCCGGGCUUGAGAUUGCAACCAACGGACUCCGUGUGGCCCACGGCGGUGCUGGGAUCGUCGGCGGCGCUGUUAUAUCGGGCGAUGCGGCCUCGCGCCAUGUCCUGCAUCUGACUGGCGUCAGUAGCGAGAGCCAGCUACGGCUCGAGCAGCCAAGCAGCAGCCAUCGCGCUGCGUACCUCACCUGCGCCAACGAUGAGAAGCGGGUGUUUGAGAUUGCAGCGACCGGUAUGACGACGCUGCACGGCCUCCACGUUGAGAGCGGUGGCGUCGCCGUCCAUGCCGGUGGCCAAGUGAUCCACGCGGGUGGGCUGCACAUUGCGUCCGGCGGCCUCCACGUCGCCAAGGGCCAUGUACAAUUUGACAGCUCACUCUCGUUCCAGGGCGGGCUCGUCGUCAAUGGCUCAGAGAGUGCCACGCCAAGCCUCGUGGCGAAAGCGGGACAUGCGCACUUUGCAUCGAGCGUCUUGCAUGUGGAUGCCUCGGCGGUCGACUUGAAGGCAUCCGCGGGGUUUCGGCUCAUACAGGCCACCACGUCGGCGGGCACUGUUGUUGCGAUCGAUGGACAUGGCAAUCUCACGACCUCUGGCAGUCUCCGCGCGGGCGGUGCGGUCGUCGCCAGUGGCCCAUUGAUUGCCGAGACACAAGCGCUGCUUCGGCCGAUACGACUCGUUGCAGCCAAGCACCUCGCGAUCCCGUGUACCCACAGCUACGUCCAAGUCCUCUCGGACGGCGUGUCGCAUAGCAGUAGCACGCAGACGCUAUCGAUCGACGGCGCCGCGUACGGGCAGCUGCUCGUAGUGCAAAAUGCUGACGAAGACGCGCUCUCGUCGCUCAAGAUCCCGCCGCAGUCGUCGGCGCUGUUUGUGUUUGACGGGCAAGCCUGGCAGACGCUGACAGCUACCGAGUUUGACACGACGCAGCUCAUGAACGUCAAGGAGUUCUCGGCCGCGGCCGACCUCAACAUUGGCAACCACAUGCUCUCGGCCAAGGCCAUCCAGGUCGCCGGGCAGACUGCGAGUCACGUUGCGUAUUAUGGCAAGGGCGGCGUCCUUAGCGGCGAACCGGCACUGAGCUACGACAGCGCGUCCCAGACGCUAAGUACGCAUCAGCUCAAGGUCCACGCGCUCGUCGGCAAGAUCGACAUGUCCAACUCGGAGCUGCGAGGCGUCGACAUCAUUGGCGGGCACCUCCGUGGGAUCAACUUGAGUGCGCUCACGCUCGAGGUGGCGGGGGAGAUGUAUGUCGAGUCGAAUGCGUUUGUCGGCGGUUGGCUCACCGUCGACGGCCAAGUCAUGGGGUCGGGCUCGUACGUCGACUCGUCGGAUGAGCGCUUCAAACGAAACGUGUCGAAUUUACUCGACGCGUUGCCGCGUCUGCAGCAACUGCGAGGCGUCAGCUACGACUACAGGACGGAGGCCUUUCCGCAAAAGCACUUUUCAACCCGCCGAGAGAUUGGCUUUAUUGCGCAAGAAGUCGAAGCCGUGCUGCCCGACGUGGUCACGACCGACGCCAACGGGUUCAAGUACGUGGCCUACGCGCGCAUCGUCCCGCUCGCUGUCGAAGCCAUCAAAGCGCAAGCGGCAAGAAUCGAUGCGCUGACCGAGAGUGUGCGCUCGCUGCAAACCCAAGUCGCUGCGUUGCAGGCGCUCGUCGCACAAACGUUGGACGUGUCGAGACGUUAAUAACACUAGUUGAUGGAGUAAUGAUGCAAAAUGUAAAUUGUCGAGUCACACAA